This is a messenger RNA of Gryllus bimaculatus (two-spotted cricket), 6909 nucleotides long. Lineage: Eukaryota; Metazoa; Arthropoda; Insecta; Orthoptera; Gryllidae. The record is from the annotation of a GenBank genome assembly.
AUGUUUGAUGUUACAUACUGUGUUCAUAGGAAUAGAUAUCUUCAGUUCAGAGCAAUGAAUCAAGUAACAUUGGAAACCUCCUUAAUUUCAGGAUAUCCUCCUCCGACAGUAUCUUGGACUAAAAACAACCAAGAAUUAAUUUCUUUGGAGGGGAAACUCAGUAUUAAGUAUGAUCACAAUAGAGUGGAAGUCAUUCUUAAUGAUGCAACAGUUCAAGAUGCUGGUAAAUAUACAUGCAAAGUUGUCAACAACGUGGGAAGUGCAAGUAGCACUGCUGACAUUGUAGUAAAAAAAACGUUUCUACCACCAAUAUUUGGCAGACGACUUCAAGCUCGGUCGGUUAAAGAGGGGGAAAGAGUUGUUAUGGAAGUUGAAAUAACAGGAAUUCCCGAUCCUGAUGUCACAUGGUACAAAGAUGGUCAACAAAUUUUGAGUACCGUUCCUGACUCUUCUUUUAGAACAAAAGUACAAGGAAAUUGCUAUUCAUUGAUAAUUGAAAAAGUAUCGCUUGAUAACUCUGGUCAGUACUUGGUGAAAGCAGUAAAUUCCAAAGGUGAAGCUGCAAGCAUGGCAGAUAUUGUUGUGAACAAACAAGAAUCUCCGACUGAAACAAUAAUAAAAGUCGUAAAAGAAGACAUAAGAGAGUCAGAAAUAGAGUUGGAACACACACCGUCUCCGAUAUUUUUCAAACCUGAUGCACAUUAUGAAAUUCCAAAGGAACACACUGUUCUUCCUCAACAAGAAAAAGAAAACAAAACACAAGUUUUUGCACCAACACUUCCUGUGACUCAAGAAUUUAAAACAGAAUUACAUAUUGAUGAAGUUGUUGAAAGAAACAUUUCAUCACCCUUUCUACCUACUUCACCUGUAAAAGAAAUGCAGAAAGAAGUAGAAUGUCAGUCCACUACAGAAGAAAUAAGCCCUCUGAAAGGAGAUGCAAAUGCUGAAACAUCAUUAUUAGAUCAACCUGUUGUAAAGAAAAUUCUUAUUAAUUUGGAAUUAGAACCGACAACCAUUGAAGAUAAUUCUAUGACAAGGGAAAAUUCUGUAUUUGAAUAUAAAUCAGUUUCUCCUUCAAUGGAUCAACCAGAAUUAAAAGCUGAAUAUAUAGAGAUAAAAAAUGAAAAUAAAGAGCUUCAGGGAAAUGAAGUUACACCCGUCGAAAUAGUAAAUGAUGAGCUUCGUAUUCAUCACACAGAUACAGUGCAAAGUUCAGAAGAUACUGGUGUUGAAACUGCUUCAGUAAGUAAGAAACAAGCUUAUGAAUUUUUCAUAAACAAAAUAAAAGAAUUUGAAGAAGAAAAUGCUAAGCCAAUAAUUAAAAAGCCAAUAAAAUUACCAAGCCAAGAGGUACCAAGAUUUACUGGUAGUUUGAACACAGGAAAAGAAGAACAAUCACAUGAUCAAACCAUGUAUUAUUCUAGCAUUCCUACUGAAUUAAAAUUAAUACCGUACACUGAAUCAAAAAUAUCAGAAUUUCAAUCUGACCAGAGUAUUAAUAUACAGUGUGAAACACAGAUUUUACAUCAACAGCAAUCAUCAGAUUCCUUUGUUGAAGAAUUUUGUGUUCGACAUGAGCCUCUUCUUGAAAUUGAUAACCUUUCUAAAUCAGAAAUAAAAACUAAAUCAACAGAUGAUGCUUCAACUCAAACUAAAUCUUCAGAAGAAAUAAAUAAAGGUAUUUCCCCUAUUAAAGUACCAAUUGUAUCGGGGAAUGUUUUUCAUCCUUCAGUUUCAGAAGAAUUGCAAAAUCAAACAUCUGCUAAAAACAUAGUCUUUACAUCUGCUACUAAAACAGAAAAUAUUAUUAAAAAUGAAGCUACUCCGUCAAACACCGUAGACGCUGUAGUUUUUCCAGCAGUUGAUGAUGGUACAUUCCUUUCAAAGAGCACCCAUUCUAAAACUCCAGAACUACCUAAAGAGGCCAUAACCACUAUGCAAUCCUACAUGGACUCUGUUACAUUCACUUCAUCUAAAUCAACAGAAUCUCUUAAACAUGUAUCGGUAGUGCCUGAACCAAUUUCUGUACCAGUCCUAGUUCCUGAACCUGAGCCAAUGUAUAUCGAACCUACAUCUUCAGAAUUCAAAGGAAUUCAGUCAGAGACCCCAGAAUUUUCACAAAUGGAAUCUCAAACCUCUAUAUGUGUACGAACAGAUACUGCAAUACCUCCCAGCCAACCUAUGUCACUGGUAAAAUCUGCUGUCCAUGCAUUUAAUUCAAGAUCUAUAUCAGAAGCUGUUGUUAACCAAGAACAGAUACCAAUUCAACCAAUUUCUUCCAAGCCCUUCCAGCCAUUUCCAUCGAAUACAUCUAGCGAAGGACUCGAGAAGGAAAAAAUGUUGAAGCCUUUUGAAUCCAAAUCCGAGUUGUUUGUUCAUACAUCUUCAUCUUCAAUUGAAAAAUCAGAGAUUGUUAGGAGUGUAUCUCCUAAACCUUCAGCUGAAGGUCUUGCUAUGGAAAAGUUAUGGAUUCCUCAAAUGACACGAGAACUAGAGAUAACAAUUCCAAAACCUUCUGUGGAUCAAAAACAUGUCGAUGGUGUUGUGUCUCCAAAACCAUCAGUAGAAGGUUUGGCAAUGGAUAAACUCUGGGCACAUAAACAUCCAGACUCUAGUCUAAAAAAGAUUUGGCCUCCCCCACAGCAUUCUGAGAAUAAACCAAUCAUCCCAUGGAGCACCAAAGCUACUUCAGAAAAAAUGCAGUUAACCGUUGACUCUGUUGUGGAUCAAAAAGAAGAAACAGUAACCGUAUCUCAUAAAUCAGCCGCUCAAAUGGUUUCACAGAGUGUUCCAAUACCUCCUCCAGAACCAAAUAGUUUUCAAAAUUCUGAAGCAAAAGAAACCAACCCUGAAGUGCAACAAGUACCUCCUGUCUUUUGGCAUGGGGAGAAUCUUCCUCCUACUUCCCUUCUUGCAAGUGAAUCUGGGUCUGAUGCUCUAACAGUGAAUGCAAUUAUUCCUGCAAGCCAACCUGCUCCUGUUGUACAUUAUGUUGCAAAUGCAAGUGUUAUACAUUCCGCUGCAACAAUAAAUCAGGAAAUACGGACUACAGAAAUAUUCAGAAACACAGAGAUAAAAGAAGAAAAAACUGAAGUAUCAAAACUAGUCCAUCAAUCAGAGAUUACAACUAAUGAUUUAUCUUCUACAGCGGACAAGUAUAUCAUAAAUCAAUACGAGGAGAAAAAGAUUCAGCCGGUGGCUUUAAAUGAAAGAUUUCAGGCUAAAUCAUUAUCAUGUGAUGAUUCUGUGCCACACCAGAAAGAGAAACGUGUUAUUGCUUCGGAGACUCUUAAAGAUAUAAAAAAACGCGAAGAAAAGCCUCUUGAAGAUAAGAAAGAAAAGAGCAAGACAUUACCAUUACAAAAACAACCAUUCCAACUAUUAGAUUUGGAACCUUUUCCUUUCCAACCACAAACUCCUGUAAAGCACCGACCUGCACCGUGUCCUCCGCCACCAAAGCCUUCGAAAUUUAUCAAGGGUGAAUUUGUGGAGAGCGACUAUGAAAGUGAAUUCGAAUCUCAUAUUCCUCCUAAAUGGAGGCCAUAUGAAAGUGAUACAGAAGAAUUAACAUAUCGCCGAGUUAAGCCACCAUUGUUUACUCACUCAAAAAGACCGAAGUCAACAGAACCUGCACCAUUACCUCCUUCUUCUUUUGAAAAACCACUUCAAUCUCAUGAAAUACUUCGACCGGUAAUCGAUAAAAGUUUAAAUGUUACCAAGGAAAUAAAAUCAACAUCCAGUAAAAAGACCGUCUCUGCAAGUACGACAAAGUCUUACGCACUGUCAAAGACGGACAAAGUAAAAAGACAACAAACGAGUGAAACUUCUGAAAAAGAUUUACCUGUGGUCCUAAAACCAGGUUCUCCUCCUGAAUACGUGCAGGCUAUUAUAUUGCCAAAAGCUCAAGAGUCACAGCAUCAAAUUGUAAAGACUGAAAGAGUUUCUCCUCCAAAGUACAAAUUAGAUUCAUCAAAAUCCAAAACGAAACCUUCAAAAAGUGAACUUCCUGAAAGUGGUUAUAUGGCAGAUACUGAUGAGCCCAGACAAUUUAAAUCUGCCCAUCACAAGUCGACCAUAAAACAUGAAGAAUCGUUUAAGUCGACAGUGGAGAAAACCACUGUCAUCACUGGGAAAACUAUACAGCAGAGUUCCCACAGCACAGCACCAACUCACACAAACAAAUCUCAGACUGAAACAAAAAUAAUUACACAGCCACAUUCUCAACCUCAACAGACGCAACAGAAUGAGCAUCAUCAGGUGCACAAAACUCAACAGAAAACAACUUCCAACAUUGAGAAAGCACCUCCCUCCAAAUUCCAAUCUGCAAAACUUCAUCAUAAACAUUUAGAGAAUAAACAUGAACAGAAAGGAAUGUCUUCAACAGGAUCUACAAAAUCUAAGAAGGAAAUAAUAUCAACAUUUACUUCCGAAGUACAAAAAGAGAAAAAGGACAUUAAACCCGUUCCAGUUAAACCAGUUCAUCCAGGCCCCCCAGUAAAACAAUAUGUGCGUCACUCGCUCCCCAGCCCCUCGAAAUUUGUUAAAGGAGAAUUUCGUGAAAGUGAUUACGAGAGUGAUUAUGAAUCCCGCAUUCCUGCUAAAUGGAGACCUGGUGAUUCAGAUGCUGAUGAACCGAAAUACAAGCCGGUCCAUCCACUCUUAGCACAAAAGGGCUUUUCUCAGUCUCCUCUGUUAAGUGCUAGAACGCCUACUCCGCCCACAGAAUUUGACAAUCCCCCGGAGUUUAGCGCUCCACCAAGACCCAAAUUUGAACCCAUAGAAAAACCAUCUCAAAGUUGUAAAACGGAUGUUAUUCGUAAAUCAUCCGGACAUCACCAAAAAGUGUUUAAACCUAAACCCAUCACACCGAAAACAGUUCCUCCUAUAAUAGCUACGCCUGAUUUAAAAUCAAAAGAAUCGGAAGCCUUGAAACCUGGGCCAUGCCCGGAAAUUGGAUAUGCUCCUCCUCCUCCUCCAAAGACAAAGAUAAACAUUGCUCCCUUUGAGAAAGCAACUCAAAUUGAAACGUCAAAAAUAAUGAAUAUUUCAGAAUCUACAGAACAUAUGCAUCGUGUAGUUAACGUUCAGCAAACCACACAUGUGAUUAGGUUUGGAGAAAAAGAAAGGGAAGUCCCUGAUCAGCAAUCUGAAACUUUUCCUUUCAAAACUGACCUUGUAAAACAGAGAACAAAACGCCCUGUUCUUACUACCCCGAAAAAGUUUGUCCCAGGAGACUUUUACGAGAGUGAAUAUGAAAGUGAUCUGGAGGCAGUGAAAAUAAAACCUAAGUGGACUCCUGGGAACAGUGAUACGGAGGAACCUCAUUACAGAAAAGUGAGGCCUCCACAAAUUACUCAUUCUACGAAAGGACCUUUAGCGAUUUCUUCUUCUCAACCGCCAACUGUCUCAACAGAGUCCAAUUUGGCAGCUACAACUAACACUACUCAGGCUAUAUCUAUUCAAAAGGGCGAAGUUCAGAAGAGGAACGUCAGUAGCGUAGAAAAAAUUAGAACUUUCAAGAGUGAACAAAAUCGAGGAUCUCAACCUAUUGGUAUGGAAAUAACACGGCAACAAGACAUUCAAUUGCAACCGGGAGAACCUCCAGAAUUUUGUUUUGCUGGAAAUGUAGCAUCAGUUGCUUCAUACGUGACUUCAAAACAUAUGAGUGACAUGACAAAUACAUUUAGGUCUAAAGCUCAACAGUUUGCAUCCGAUAUUAUGACAGAUGUAGGCAAUUCAAGGCCAAACACACAACCUGAGAAAAUAAUAACAAAACAAGACAAUUCUAAAGAUACUGAAUCCGAAAAAUGUUUAGAUGACCCCCAAGCAUAUCGUGAGGAGUCAAGAGUCUCAGAAUAUGGAACGAAGCACAUUGAUCCAGACACUGGACUUAUUUACUUCAAGUAUGAUUUCGGAUAUGAAUUUGGAAUAGUCUUGCCGAACGAAGGAAAGAAACAAGAAGGAAGCACAUCGAAAUAUCCACAAAUCGAUCGAAAACAGGCUGGUGAUAUAGAAGUUCCUGUAAUUCAUGAAAAAAACACUAAAGGGGACGAAAACAUCACCAGCAAAGCGACAGAAACAAAAAUCACUCCAGCGUCAACGAAAGUGCCACAAUUCAAACCCAAAAAAUUCACUCAUUUUAAGGCAGUCAAAUGGGAACCGGCAUCGGAGAGCGAAAUGUCUGAAGCUGAAGGAGAUUCUGCCAAGAUGAAAAAAAGUUACAUUUCACCUCAGUCCAAUCUUGCUAUCCAAAAAGAGCCUCACAUCCAUAUCCCUCCUACUCAGUGGGGUCCAGCUCCUACUAGUCCUUUAUCCCUUUCUCUCUCUCCAAGUUUACCAAGCUUGUCUCCCUGUACUGGUGCUACAUUGGAUUCUACAGCAUCACCAGGAGGUUCAUGGCAAGGUCUCAGCCCAAUCAAGAGUCCACGUGUUGGAUAUGGUCGAGGUAAUACUCCAACUCCACCUAGUACUCCAAGUACACCUAGGAGCACUUCUGGCAUUAUACCUCAACAUUUCUGCAAACCUCCAUCUUUUAUUACUACACUAAGAGAUAUUACUGUAAUGAAGGGUCAACCUGUUUGCUUUGAGUGUAUAGUUCAAGCCGAACCGCUACCAAACAUUUUAUGGGCAAAAGAUGGCAGAUUGUUAGAAAAUUCAUUGAAACAUCAACUUCAUUUUAGAAAUGGUGUAUGUCGUCUGACUUUAUCGCAGGCUUCUCCAGACGACUCUGGAAAUUACACAUGUACAGCUACUAAUAAAUUAGGCACUGUUAAAACAUCAGGAUUAUUACAAGUGCCAGAGGUUACUCUACAUUUUGAAGACCAAGAUGAAGCUGAAAAAGAAUAUUUUGCUCACUGGAAAGCUACAAAUGUGUGGUCAGAUGUCAACAUCCACAGCAGUGACGAGACC